CAGCAAAAAAGCAAACGCUCCUCAGCGUGUAUUUAGAAGCGACUGUGUUGAACAGAAAGGAAUCCAAUCAGACACACCAACACAGACACAGUCACACUCACAGUUACAGUCACAGUCGCGCAUAAACGUACACUGACACACACACACACAUACACACACAGACACCAUACACACCCUCGCACACACAUGCACUCGUGUACAUAAGGCUUACAUAAAAUCUAAGGAAAAAUCGAUGCGAGUGCAUUUAAAAUUCAACCAAAGAAGGUCUCAGCUAGUGAAAUUUCUUCGCGUUAAACUCGAAUUGAAAAGAACAAUUCAUUAGUUAGCCGUGUGAAAAAAUAAACUAUGACUAAUCAGUGACGACAUACGCGAGCUGCGCUUACACAAUAUCUCUAUACUAGAUAUACGAAAUACCACAUAAGAUUGAAAUUCGUUUGAUAUUUUCCAAUUGCAAAUCGGUGUACGCAAAAUGGUCACUGAAAAUGGAGCUCAGGGCGAUGGCAACACUUCCUUCCUGCGUGCCGCACGCGCCGGCAAUCUGGAGCGCGUGCUGGAGCAUCUGAAGAACAACAUUGACAUCAAUACCAGCAAUGCAAACGGCUUGAAUGCACUGCAUUUGGCUUCCAAGGAUGGACACAUACACGUUGUCUCGGAGCUGCUGCGACGCGGCGCCCUUGUGGAUAGCGCUACCAAGAAGGGCAACACGGCUCUGCACAUUGCCUCGCUGGCGGGUCAGGAGGAGGUGGUGAAGCUGUUGCUAGAGCACAACGCCUCCGUCAAUGUGCAGUCGCAGAAUGGCUUCACGCCCCUCUACAUGGCCGCCCAGGAGAAUCACGAUGCUGUUGUGCGCCUACUGCUGUCCAAUGGCGCCAACCAGAGUCUGGCCACGGAGGAUGGGUUUACGCCACUGGCAGUAGCCAUGCAGCAGGGACACGAUAAGGUUGUAGCCGUGCUCCUCGAGAGCGAUACUCGUGGCAAGGUGCGCCUACCAGCGCUCCACAUAGCUGCCAAAAAGGAUGACGUCAAAGCAGCUACGCUUCUACUGGACAAUGACCACAAUCCGGAUGUGACUUCCAAGUCGGGCUUUACGCCGCUGCACAUUGCCUCGCACUAUGGCAACCAGAACAUUGCCAAUCUGCUAAUCCAGAAGGGUGCCGAUGUCAACUACUCGGCCAAGCACAACAUUAGUCCUCUCCACGUGGCUGCCAAGUGGGGCAAGACCAACAUGGUCUCGCUGCUGCUCGAGAAGGGUGGCAACAUUGAGGCCAAGACCCGCGAUGGCCUCACACCGCUCCACUGCGCUGCCCGCUCCGGCCACGAGCAGGUUGUGGACAUGCUGCUGGAGCGCGGCGCUCCCAUUAGCGCCAAAACCAAGAACGGUCUCGCACCAUUGCAUAUGGCCGCCCAGGGCGAGCAUGUGGAUGCCGCUCGUAUUCUGCUCUACCAUCGUGCACCCGUUGACGAAGUAACCGUUGAUUAUUUGACUGCUCUGCAUGUGGCCGCCCACUGCGGACAUGUGCGUGUGGCUAAGCUCCUGCUGGACCGCAAUGCCGAUGCCAAUGCACGUGCCCUCAACGGGUUCACGCCCCUGCACAUUGCUUGCAAGAAGAACCGCUUGAAGGUCGUCGAACUGUUGCUGCGCCACGGCGCCAGCAUAAGCGCCACCACGGAGAGUGGCCUGACCCCGCUGCAUGUGGCCGCCUUCAUGGGUUGCAUGAAUAUUGUCAUUUACUUGCUGCAGCACGACGCCAGUCCGGAUGUGCCCACUGUGCGUGGCGAGACUCCAUUGCAUUUGGCUGCACGCGCCAACCAGACGGACAUCAUCCGAAUACUUUUGCGCAAUGGCGCCCAGGUCGAUGCACGAGCUCGGGAGCAGCAAACUCCGCUGCAUAUCGCCUCGCGACUCGGCAAUGUGGACAUUGUGAUGCUGUUGCUGCAACAUGGCGCUCAGGUGGACGCCACCACGAAGGAUAUGUACACGGCACUGCAUAUUGCUGCCAAGGAGGGUCAGGAUGAGGUGGCCGCUGUGCUGAUUGAGAAUGGCGCCGCUUUGGAUGCGGCCACCAAGAAGGGAUUCACGCCACUGCAUCUGACGGCUAAGUAUGGGCACAUUAAGGUCGCCCAACUGCUGCUCCAGAAGGAGGCGGAUGUGGAUGCGCAGGGCAAGAAUGGCGUCACGCCUCUGCAUGUGGCCUGCCACUACAACAACCAGCAAGUGGCACUGUUGCUGCUAGAGAAGGGCGCCAGUCCACACGCGACCGCCAAAAAUGGACACACACCGCUUCACAUAGCGGCGCGCAAGAACCAGAUGGACAUUGCCACCACUCUGCUGGAGUAUGGCGCUCAGGCCAAUGCCGAGAGCAAGGCCGGAUUUACGCCACUGCAUCUAAGCAGCCAGGAGGGACAUGCCGAGAUUUCCAAUCUAUUGAUCGAGCACAAGGCUGCCGUCAAUCAUCCAGCCAAAAAUGGUCUUACCCCUAUGCAUCUGUGCGCCCAGGAGGACAACGUAAACGUAGCAGAGAUUUUGCAGCGCAACGGCGCCAAUAUCGACAUGGCUACUAAGGCUGGCUACACGCCGCUGCACGUGGCCUCGCACUUCGGCCAGGCUAAUAUGGUGCGUUUCCUGCUGCAGAACGGCGCCAACAUUGACAUGGCCACCAAGGCUGGCUAUACACCGCUGCAUCAGACCGCCCAGCAGGGCCAUUGCCACAUUGUCAACUUGCUGUUGGAGCACAAGGCGAAUGCCAAUGCCCAGACCGUCAACGGGCAGACGCCACUGCAUAUUGCACGCAAGCUGGGCUACAUCAGUGUGCUCGAUUCUCUGAAGUCGAUUACCAAGGAGGAUGAGGCAGCCACUGCGCCCGCUCAGACCGAGGAAAAGUAUCGCGUAGUGGCGCCAGAGGCCAUGCACGAAUCCUUCAUGUCUGACUCGGAGGAAGAAGGUGGCGAAGACAAUAUGCUAUCCGAUCAACCUUAUCGCUAUUUGACCGUUGAUGAAAUGAAAUCCCUAGGCGAUGACUCGCUACCAAUUGAUGUGACUCGGGAUGAGCGUAUGGACUCCAACCGGAUGACCCAAAGUGCCGAGUAUGCCGGCGGUGUACCGCCUACAAUUGGCGAGGAGAUGAUCAGUCCGCACAAGGCUCAGGUAUAUGGCUCCUCGCCCAAGGCAACUGUUGAUGGCGUCUACAUUGCCAAUGGCGUUGGCAAUGAAGAGCCACCGCAUGUGGGUCGCAAGCUGAGCUGGAAGAGCUUCCUGGUCUCAUUCCUGGUAGAUGCACGCGGCGGUGCCAUGCGUGGCUGUCGCCACAGCGGCGUGCGCAUGAUAAUUCCGUCGCGCUCCACCUGCCAGCCGACGCGGGUGACCUGCCGCUACGUAAAGCCGCAGCGCACCAUGCAUCCACCGCAGUUGAUGGAGGGUGAGGCCUUAGCCAGCCGCGUGCUGGAACUCGGACCCUGCUCGACGAAGUUCAUUGGGCCCGUGGUAAUGGAGGUGCCACAUUUCGCUUCGCUACGUGGCAAAGAGCGCGAGAUUAUCAUACUUCGUUCCGAUAACGGUGAAACCUGGCGCGAGCACACCAUAGACAACUCUGAGGAGAUCAUACACGAUGUUAUGCAGCAGUGCUUCGAGCCAGAGGAAAUCGCUCAGCUGGAAGAGCAGGCCGGCAAUCAUGUCUGCCGCUUUGUCACAUAUGAUUUUCCUCAGUACUUUGCUGUUGUAUCGCGCAUACGCCAGGAGGUGCACGCCAUCGGACCCGAGGGUGGCAUGGUCUCGAGCACUGUGGUACCGCAGGUUCAGGCCGUCUUCCCUCAGGGCGCUCUAACCAAGAAAAUCAAAGUUGGCUUACAGGCCCAACCGGUUGAUCCUGAUCUAACUGCUAAGCUGCUGGGUCGCGGCGUUGCCGUAUCGCCGAUUGUAACGGUCGAGCCGCGCCGGCGCAAGUUCCACAAGGCAAUCACACUGAGCAUGCCCGCCCCGAAGGCGCACAGCCAGGGUAUGAUCAAUCAAUAUUCGGGCAAUACGCCAACUUUGCGUCUGCUGUGUUCAAUAACAGGCGGACCAUCCCGAGCCCAAUGGGAGGACGUAACCGGUUCCACACCGUUGACAUUUGUCAACGAUUGUGUCUCGUUCACGACCACAGUUUCUGCACGUUUCUGGCUAAUGGAUUGCCGCAACAUUUCUGAUGCAACCAAAAUGGCAACAGAGCUGUACAAGGAAGUCAUUCACGUGCCCUUCAUAGCCAGAUUUGUGGUAUUUGCCAAAAAAAUAGAACCCUUCGAGGCACGCCUACGUGUUUUCUGCAUGACUGACGAUCGCGAGGAUAAGACACUUGAGAAACACGAGCUAUAUACGGAGGUCGCCAAGAGCCGCGAUGUUGAGGUGCUUGAGGGCAAGCCCCAGUACAUUGAAAUGGCCGGUAACCUGGUGCCCGUUACCAAGUCGGGUGAUCAGUUGCAGCUGCAGUUCAAAGCCUUCCGCGAGAACCGUUUGCCAUUCACGGUGCGCGUAAAGGAUCAGCACGCAGAUAUUGUUGGUCGCACGCUGUUCAUGAAGGAACCCAAAGUGGCUAAGGGUGAACCACCCCAGCAACCCAUUUGCAUACUAAAUAUUGUAUUGCCGGAAGCCGUCAUACCCGAUUCGACGACAGCGUUCUCAGAACGGGUCUCUUCUGCCUAUCGCACCUCGAUGUUCAGCUUGAGCAAGCAUCAAAACGACCAUUACAUUGGUGAUAUACGCAUUGUAGAUCUGUCCAAUUUAUUGGGCAAAGAUUGGAUACAACUGGCACCAGAGAUAGGUAUAACCGCUGAUGAGAUCGAUGAAAUCAUCAACCAAAAUACGGACAGCAUUGCGCGACAGGCGCAGAGCAUGAUUCGUUUGUAUAAAGAUAAGCCAAACUAUGAUAUUUUGGCUCUGGAAACGGCGCUUAAGAACAUUGGACGCGACGAUAUCAUGAAGAAGUGCAAAAGUGGAAGACUAUCGCACUCACGCGAAUUUGACGAGGCGGAUCUCAUGAAGAACUCCGAAUCCGUAGAGGAGCUAGUUCGCAGAGAAAGCAAGCGAAUCCAGCAAAUCAAUGAGCGCGAAGAAGUUAAAUACUCCGCCGAGGAGAAGGAAGUCGAAGAGUCUGAGUCCGAUGAGGAGCCAGCAAAACGAACCGUUGCCGAACGCCGAGAGAAAAUUGUGAAACGUCUUUCAGUGGAACGCUCCAUACCAGCCUCAACCCAAAAGAAGGAAAUUACACGAGAGAUAACCGAAAUCAAACGCAAGAGUUUGAUUGAGGAUAAAAAGGCACAUCACGAAUCAGAGAUUCUGAUGCAAUUACCCGCCGACAAUGUCAUAAUAAAAACGGCGACUGUGCCCGAGCAGGUCAUCAAAAUGAAGAUGGGUAAAAUGGAUUCGGCCGAAGUGAGCAAAACCGAAUUUGACAGGGAGUUGACGCACAAGUUGAAAACUUCCGGGCGCAGCUCUGAGGAAGAAGAGGUACCUUCUCCAGACAAGAUUGAUAAGAUUGUCCAGGACAUUAGCACCGCUGAGAAGACAGCCAAGAAGGACACGGCUACCACUAGUCGAGUGGCUACAAUUACCCGCCAGGAAGCACGUGAUAUGACCGAAGAUUUCCUGGAAUUCGAAAAGCGCAGCCAAUUACCAGCUGCUACAACAACGGCAACGGUUCACGAGAAAUUCGUAGAGGAGAUCAAAGAAAAGACAAGUCCAGUGGCAGCAAUGGCACAGGAUACGAUUAGAGAGGUCGAACAGGUCAUUAGCGAGGUAACCGAAACUGCCAGUAAGAAGGUGGAGAAUAUAAUAAGUUCUUUCGAGAGUGGCAAACAGGAGAUCAAGGAGAAGAGCACAGUGCUGGCCAGUGAGGUCGCCAAAGAAACAACGAAGGUCAGCGAGACCAUAAAACAUCUACAAGAUGCACAGUCUUUAUCUAUUGAAGAGUCCGCCAAAACAGUCCAAAUAGUGGAGAGCACAAAGAUUGACGAAAAAAUUGCUGAUUUCGAGGCCAAAAAGGUUAAAUACGAUUUCCACGGCGGAGAACCAAAGACACAUAUACCAAAACCUGUUAAGAAAUCUAGCGAGGACUCGCCUAAACCUACAGCGGCUCCUCGUGCCGCAGCUGAAUCUGACUUUGAGAAACCAUCUGAAGCAAAGGUGGAGAAGCAUCUUUCCAAAAUACCAGUCAAAACUGGCGAGGCUGCAAAGAUUGCCGAAGUGGAUGCACGAAAAUUGACACAAGAUUUUCUGCAAGCUGAGCAAAAGGCCCAACUGGCGGCUGCUGCUGAACAUAAAACUGCUGCUGAACAUAAAGCUGCUGCUGAGCAUAAAGCAGCUCCGGCUGCAAGUAAGAUACCUAAAGUGGAGCCCAGAAAAUCGGUGGAGAAGCCGGUAGAAAAAGAGACGAAAGUCUUUGAUGAUAUUGUUCUAUCUACUGCCACCAUAAUGACAUCUGGAAUGGCUAGCGAGCCUCCAAAAGAACAACCGGAAAUUGCUGCCAAGGCCGAAACUGUGACGGAAAAGUUGACCGAUCUGAUUCACACUUUCCACAAACUCGAAGAUAGACUUAACAAAACUGAAAAGCCCCUGGAAAUAACUAGCAAGGUGGUGGAGCUCGCAGGCACAAAGGAGGAGCCUUUAACUACAGCUCAACAAGAACUACCAAAAUUGUCUAAAAAGGAAGACAAAGUCGCAGAAAAGGUUGCCGAAGUUGUCGAGACAUUCCACAAAAUCGAGGAGCACAUCGUCCUUGAUACUCACAAGCAAACUCAUGAUUUCCUUAGCAUGGAACAGCAGAGCCAACUGCCCAGCAUGCAUAGUGCAAUUGAGAAGAUGCUCGAGUCCAGCCAGACGUCAACAGCUUCUGAGCCCGAAUCAUUGAUAACUGUGAAGGCAGCGCCUCCCGCUAGUAAAAUACCAGUAGUGGAGCCCAGAAAAGCUUUGGUUGAGGAAACACUGAAGCCAGCUGAAGUAUCAGCACAACUUAAGGAACGUCAGCUCACAGCGGACUUCCUUCACAUGGAGCAGCAAACCCAGCUGGAGUCUCAGCCUCAAAAGAACACAACGGCUAGCGCUGAAGUGACUAUCUUGCCUGAAAUCAAUCAGCCACAACUUGCUGCCAAGGAACCUACUGCUAUCGCUGAUAUUAGUACAACCAUAGUAAAGGAACCAACAGCCACUAAAUUAGAGCCCGACACAAAGAUCGUUUCGGAAGAUGGCAUUGAGUCGGCGGCGCCAAUUGGUGAAGUAUCACCAUUUGCCACACGCAAGUUAACCGCCGAUUUCCUAACCAUGGAGCAACAGACUCAGCUGCCCAGCGCUGUUAAAGACAUUGGCUCAUACGAUAGUGAUACAUUCGACAAACGAGCCACAGUCCCAUUGAGCGACAUCGUUAAGGAAGCGGGACUCUGUGCACCGCUGCCCAUUGAGCCGCGCAAGUCGCUUACCGAUGCGGAGUUUUGCAAAUAUGUGGGUGAUACGAUAACAAAAAAGAUGAGCGAGGGUUUAAUCGAAAUGUCAGAUGAGCUCAAACAAUUAGCGAGCGACAUUCCAGACUCCCAAACUCCGCCACCCACACCGAGUGAUGCCAAAACUGAGAAGCAGGAGGAGCAAACCGAUCUGGGCGAGCUAGAGCGUGAUUAUCUAGCCGACACUGUGACAACGCUGCACACAACUACAGAGUCGACCUUUGAGCGUGUUGCUGCCAUUUCCACAGUUGAAAUGAGUGCAAGUAGUCCAACUCCGAAACCGAAGACAACGACCACAACAACGACCCUGUCUACGAAAGUAGAACGCACCAAAAUAGAUUUAACUGCGACACCAAACGAGCAGCAGCAGAAAGAUCAUUUUAAGACGGAGCUGGAUAAUGUCCAGCGAGAUGCUGGCGAUAGGGAGUAUUUAGAGCAGAUAAUGGGCUGUGGUGAUGUGAGACGCAAGAUAUUGCGUUUGGAGAGCAGUGGCAGUACGGAGUCCUUGGAAUCCAGCGCCACACCACAGAGUCUGCCACCCAAGUACAUAGGCGAUAAGGUGCCAGUUGUUAAGGAUGUGGUACAGAGUAUUGAGAAUAAAAUCAGCGGCACAGUGGUUGAGGCUAUUCCCUUUUCUGUACAAAAGCGAACAACAGAUCAUAAAGAGCCGAACAUACUUGAGGUAGAGAAGCAAAUUCUUACAGCUGCAGAUAUUGCAUUGGAUAAGUUGACCAAAUGCGAACCACCUGCUGAAGUUGUAAAAUUAUCACCCGUCGAGGCAAUGGAGCGUGGAGCAAUUGGUAUGGCGCACAUUGAGGAGGCGGUUUGCGAGAGGGUUUGUGAGAAGCGAAAGGCCUUUGAGGUCGCAGAAGACUUAAAUGAAACGCAAAAGACUUUGGAAGAACAGACACAAGCUAAACUAUCUGAAAACACCAGGUCCCCCAUUGAGGCAUCUAAGCAAAUUCUAAAGAAAUAUUCUGAUGAUAAAGAUAUUGGAUUUGACAAGCCUACAGAAAGGCCCCUUUCCUCAGCCAUACCCUUGGUACCUCUAGCAAUGACGACAAGCAAAAUUACUUCCGUGAGUGAUACUCGCGAGUCCGUUGAUAUUCAGAUCAAAGAUGUAGUGAAGCUGCCCAUGGAUCCUGUAAAAUCUGUUGAGAAACCCAAAUCUCCAACUGUUGUAGCGAAGACAGUUUCAAAGGGAUAUUCAGACGAUGAGAGUGAUGACGAACUUGGAAUUGUUAAGCCAUUAGAUAAGCCUCUUCCUUCAACCACUCCUCUGCUGCCACUUGCAGACAAGACCCUGCAGAAAACUGACGAUAUUGUUAAACCACUGACUGACUUGAAGGACGAUAAGCCACAAGCUAAAUUAGAUGAGAAACCCAAGUCCCCGAUUGAAGCAUCCAAGCAAACUCUUAAGGAAUAUUCUGAUGAUGAAAGUGAUGAAGAUAUUGGAUUUGAUAAGCCUACAGAAAAGCCCCUUUCCUCAGCCAUACCCUUGGUACCACUAGCAAUGACGACAAGCACAAUUACUUCUGUGAGUGAAACACGCGAGUCUGUUGAUAUUCAUAUCAAAGAUGUAGUGAAGCUGCCCAUGGAUCCUGUAAAAUCUGUUGAGAAACCCAAAUCCCCAACUGAUGUAGCCAAGUCAGUUUCAAAGGGGUAUUCAGACGAUGAGAGUGAUGACGAGUUUGGAAUUGUUAAGCCACUAGAUAAGCCUAUUUCUUCAGCCACUCCUCUGCUGCUACUUGCAGACAAGACAUUGCAGAAAACUGACGAUAUUAUUAAACCACUGACUGACUUGAAGGACGAUAAGCCACAAUCUAAAUUAGAUGAGAAACCCAAGUCCCCCAUUGAUGCAUCCAAGCAGACUCUUAAGGAAUAUUCUGAUGAUGAAAGUGAUGAAGAUAUUGGAUUUGAUAAGCCUGCAGAAAAGCCCCUUUCCUCAGCCAUACCCCUGGUACCACUAGCAAUGACGACAAGCACAUUUACUUCUGUGAGUGAAACACGCGAGUCUGUUGAUAUUCAUAUCAAAGAUGUAGUGAAGCUGCCCAUGGAUCCUGUAAAAUCGGUUGAGAAACCCAAAUCCCCAACUGAUGUAGCCAAGUCAGUUUCAAAGGGGUAUUCAGACGAUGAGAGUGAUGACGAGUUUGGAAUUCUUAAGCCACUAGAUAAGCCUAUUUCUUCAGCCACUCCUCUGCUGCUACUUGCAGACAAGACAUUGCAGAAAACUGACGAUAUUAUUAAACCACUGACUGACUUGAAGGACGAUAAGCCACAAUCUAAAUUAGAUGAGAAACCCAAGUCCCCCAUUGAUGCAUCCAAGCAGACUCUUAAGGAAUAUUCUGAUGAUGAAAGUGAUGAAGAUAUUGGAUUUGAUAAGCCUGCAGAAAAGCCCCUUUCCUCAGCCAUACCCCUGGUACCACUAGCAAUGACGACAAGCACAAUUACUUCUGUGAGUGAAACACGCGAGUCUGUUGAUAUUCAUAUCAAAGAUGUAGUGAAGCUGCCCAUGGAUCCUGUAAAAUCUGUUGAGAAACCCAAAUCCCCAACUGAUGUAGCGAAGACAGUUUCAAAGGGGUAUUCAGACGAUGAGAGUGUUGACGAAUUUGGAAUUGUUAAGCCACUAGAUAAACCUCUUCCUUCAACCACUCCUCUGCUGCUACUUGCAGACAAGACCCUGCAGAAAACUGACGAUAUUGUUAAACCACUGACUGACUUGAAGGACGAUAAGCCACAAGCUAAAUUAGAUGAGAAACCCAAGUCCCCGAUUGAAGCAUCCAAGCAAACUCCUAAGGAAUAUUCUGAUGAUGAAAGUGAUGAAGAUAUUGGAUUUAAUAAGCCUACAGAAAAGCCCCUUUCCUCAGCCAUACCCCUGGUACCACUAGCAAUGACGACAAGCACAAUUACUUCUGUGAGUGAAACACGCGAGUCUGUUGAUAUUCAUAUCAAAGAUGUAGUGAAGCUGCCCAUGGAUCCUGUAAAAUCUGUUGAGAAACCCAAAUCCCCAACUGAUGUAGCCAAGUCAGUUUCAAAGGGGUAUUCAGACGAUGAGAGUGAUGACGAAUUUGGAAUUGUUAAGCCAUUAGAUAAGCCUCUUCUAUCAACCACUCCUCUGCUGCUACUUGCAGACAAGACCCUGCAGAAAACUGACGAUAUUGUUAAACCACUGACUGACUUGAAGGACGAUAAGCCACAAGCUAAAUUAGAUGAGAAACCCAAGUCCCCGAUUGAAGCAUCCAAGCAAACUCUUAAGGAAUAUUCUGAUAAUGAAAGUGAUGAAGAGAUUUGUUUCGACAAGCCUCAAGGCAAACUCCUUCCCUUCACCACACCUCUGGUACCUCUAGCUAUGACUACAACCAAAAUUACUUCCGUGAGCGAUACUCGCGAGUCCGUUGAUAUUCAGAUCAAAGAUGUAGUGAAGCUGCCCAUGGAUCCUGUAAAAUCAGUUGAGAAACCCAAAUCUCCAACUGUUGUAGCCAAGUCAGUUUCAAGGGGGUAUUCAGACGAUGAGAGUGAUGACGAAUUUGGAAUUGUUAAGCCAUUAGAUAAGCCUCUUCUAUCAACCACUCCUCUGCUGCUACUUGCAGACAAGACCCUGCAGAAAACUGACGAUAUUGUUAAACCACUGACUGACUUGAAGGACGAUAAGCCACAAGCUAAAUUAGAUGAGAAACCCAAGUCCCCGAUUGAAGCAUCCAAGCAAACUCUUAAGGAAUAUUCUGAUGAUGAAAGUGAUGAAGAGAUUUGUUUGGACAAUCCUCAUGAUAAACUCCUUCCCUUCACCACACCUCUAGCAAUGACGACAAGCAAAAUUACUUCCGUGAGUGAUACUCGCGAGUCCGUUGAUAUUCAGAUCAAAGAUGUAGUGAAGCUGCCCAUGGAUCCUGUAAAAUCUGUUGAGAAACCCAAAUCCCCAACUGAUGUAGCCAAGUCAGUUUCAAAGGGGUAUUCAGACGAUGAGAGUGAUGACGAAUUUGAAAUUGUUAAGCCACUAGAUAAGCCUCUUCUAUCAACCACUCCUCUGCUGCUACUUGCAGACAAGACCCUGCAGAAAACUGACGAUAUUGUUAAACCACUGACUGACUUGAAGGACGAUAAGCCACAAGCUAAAUUAGAUGAGAAACCCAAGUCCCCCAUUGAUGCAUUCAAGCAAACUCUUAAGGAAUAUUCUGAUAAUGAAAGUGAUGAAGAGAUUUGUUUCGACAAGCCUCAAGGCAAACUCCUUCCCUUCACCACACCUCUGGUACCUCUAGCUAUGACUACAACCAAAAUUACUUCCGUGAGCGAUACUCGCGAGUCCGUUGAUAUUCAGAUCAAAGAUGUAGUGAAGCUGCCCAUGGAUCCUGUAAAAUCAGUUGAGAAACCCAAAUCUCCAACUGUUGUAGCGAAGACAGUUUCAAAGGGAUAUUCCGACGAUGAGAGUGAUGACGAACUUGGAAUUGUUAAGCCACUAGAUAAACCUCUUCCUUCAACCACUCCUCUGCUGCUACUUGCAGACAAGACCCUGCAGAAAACUGACGAUAUUGUUAAACCACUGACUGACUUGAAGGACGAUAAGCCACAAUCUAAAUUAGAUGAGAAACCCAAGUCCCCGAUUGAAGCAUCCAAGCAAACUCCUAAGGAAUAUUCUGAUGAUGAAAGUGAUGAAGAUAUUGGAUUUGAUAAGCCUACAGAAAAGCCCCUUUCCUCAGCCAUACCCCUGGUACCACUAGCAAUGACGACAAGCACAAUUACUUCUGUGAGUGAAACACGCGAGUCUGUUGAUAUUCAUAUCAAAGAUGUAGUGAAGCUGCCCAUGGAUCCUGUAAAAUCUGUUGAGAAACCCAAAUCCCCAACUGAUGUAAGCAAGUCAGUUUCAAAGGGGUAUUCAGACGAUGAGAGUGAUGACGGAAUUGGAAUUGUUAAGCCACUAGAUAAGCCUCUUCCUUCAACCACUCCUCUGCUGCUACUUGCAGACAAGACCCUGCAGAAAACUGACGAUAUUGUUAAACCACUGACUGACUUGAAGGACGAUAAGCCACAAGCUAAAUUAGAUGAGAAACCCAAGUCCCCGAUUGAAGCAUCCAAGCAAACUCCUAAGGAAUAUUCUGAUGAUGAAAGUGAUGAAGAUAUUGGAUUUGAUAAGCCUACAGAAAAGCCCCUUUCCUCAGCCAUACCCCUGGUACCACUAGCAAUGACGACAAGCACAAUUACUUCUGUGAGUGAAACACGCGAGUCUGUUGAUAUUCAUAUCAAAGAUGUAGUGAAGGUGCCCAUGGAUCCUGUAAAAUCUGUUGAGAAACCCAAAUCCCCAACUGAUGUAGCCAAGUCAGUUUCAAAGGGGUAUUCAGACGAUGAGAGUGAUGACGGAAUUGGAAUUGUUAAGCCACUAGAUAAGCCUCUUCCUUCGACCACUCCUCUGCAGCUACUUGCAGACAAGACCCUGCAGAAAACUGACGAUAUUGUUAAACCACUGACUGACUUGAAGGACGAUAAGCCACAAGCUAAAUUAGAUGAGAAACCCAAGUCCUCGAUUGAAGCAUCCAAGCAAACUCCUAAGGAAUAUUCUGAUGAUGAAAGUGAUGAAGAUAUUGGAUUUGAUAAGCCUACAGAAAAGCCCCUUUCCUCAGCCAUACCCCGGGUAGCACUAGCAAUGACGACAAGCACAAUUACUUCUGUGAGUGAAACACGCGAGUCUGUUGAUAUUCAUAUCAAAGAUGUAGUGAAGCUGCCCAUGGAUCCUGUAAAAUCUGUUGAGAAACCCAAAUCCCCAACUGAUGUAGCCAAGUCAGUUUCAAAGGGGUAUUCAGACGAUGAGAGUGAUGACGGAAUUGGAAUUGUUAAGCCACUAGAUAAGCCUCUUCAUUCGACCACUCCUCUGCAGCUACUUGCAGACAAGACCCUGCAGAAAACUGACGAUAUUGUUAAACCACUGACUGACUUGAAGGACGAUAAGCCACAAGCUAAAUUAGAUGAGAAACCCAAGUCCUCGAUUGAAGCAUCCAAGCAAACUCUUAAGGAAUAUUCUGAUGAUGAAAGUGAUGAAGAUAUUGGAUUUGAUAAGCCUACAGAAAAGCCCCUUUCCUCAGCCAUACCCCGGGUAGCACUAGCAAUGACGACAAGCACAAUUACUUCUGUGAGUGAAACACGCGAGUCUGUUGAUGUUCAUAUCAAAGAUGUAGUGAAACUGCCCAUGGAUCCUGUAAAAUCUGUUGAGAAACCCAAAUCCCCAACUGAUGUAGCCAAGUCAGUUUCAAAGGGGUAUUCAGACGAUGAGAGUGAUGACGAAUUUGGAAUUGUUAAGCCACUAGAUAAGCCUCUUCCUUCAACCACUCCUCUGCUGCCACUUGCAGACAAGACCCUGCAGAAAACUGACGAUAUUGUUAAACCACUGACUGACUUGAAGGACGAUAAGCCACAAGCUAAAUUAGAUGAGAAACCCAAGUCCCCGAUUGAAGCAUCCAAGCAAACUCCUAAGGACUAUUCUGAUGAUGAAAGUGAUGAAGAGAUUUGUUUGGACAAUCCUCAUGACAAACUCCUUCCCUUCACCACACCUCUGGUACCUCUAGCAAUGACGACAAGCAAAAUUACUUCCGUGAGUGAUACUCGCGAGUCCGUUGAUAUUCAGAUCAAAGAUGUAGUGAAGCUGCACAUGGAUCCUGUAAAAUCAGUUGAGAAACCCAAAUCUCCAACUGUUGUAGCGAAGACAGUUUCAAAGGGAUAUUCAGACGAUGAGAGUGAUGACGAAUUUGGAAUUGUUAAGCCACUAGAUAAGCCUCUUCCUUCAACCACUCCUCUGCUGCUACUUGAAGACAAGACCCUGCAGAAAACUGACGAUAUUGUUAAACCACUGACUGACUUGAAGGACGAUAAGCCACAAGCUAAAUUAGAUGAGAAACCCAAGUCCCCGAUUGAAGCAUCCAAGCAAACUCCUAAGGAAUAUUCUGAUGAUGAAAGUAAUGAAGAGAUUUGUUUCGACAAUCCUCAUGACAAACUCCUUCCCUUCACCAUACCCCGGGUACCACUAGCAAUGACGACAAGCACAAUUACUUCUGUGAGUGAAACACGCGAAUCUGUUGAUAUUCAUAUCAAAGAUGUAGUGAAGCUGCCCAUGGAUCCUGUAAAAUCUGUUGAGAAACCCAAAUCCCCAACUGAUGUAGCCAAGUCAGUUUCAAAGGGGUAUUCAGACGAUGAGAGUGAUGACGAAUUUGGAAUUGUUAAGCCACUAGAUAAGCCUCUUCCUUCAACCACUCGUCUGCUGCUACUUGCAGACAAGACCCUGCAGAAAACUGACGAUAUUGUUAAACCACUGACUGACUUGAAGGACGAUAAGCCACAAGCUAAAUUAGAUGAGAAACCCAAGUCCCCGAUUGAAGCAUCCAAGCAAACUCUUAAGGAAUAUUCUGAUAAUGAAAGUGAUGAAGAGCUUUGUUUCGACAAGCCUCAAGACAAACUCCUUCCCUUCACCACACCUCUGGUACCUCUAGCUAUGACUACAACCAAAAUUACUUCCGUGAGCGAUACUCGCGAGUCCGUUGAUAUUCAGAUCAAAGAUGUAGUGAAGCUGCCCAUGGAACCUGUAAAAUCAGUUGAGAAACCCAAAUCCCCAACUCAUGUAGCGAAGACAGUUUCAAAGGGGUAUUCAGACGAUGAGAGUGAUGACGGAAUUGGAAUUGUUAAGCCACUAGAUAAGCCUCUUCCUUCGACCACUCCUCUGCAGCUACUUGCAGACAAGACCCUGCAGAAAACUGACGAUAUUGUUAAACCACUGACUGACUUGAAGGACGAUAAGCCACAAGCUAAAUUAGAUGAGAAACCCAAGUCCCCGAUUGAAGCAUCCAAGCAAACUCCUAAGGAAUAUUCUGAUGAUGAAAGUGAUGAAGAUAUUGGAUUUGAUAAGCCUACAGAAAAGCCCCUUUCCUCAGCCAUACCCCUGGUACCACUAGCAAUGACGACAAGCACAAUUACUUCUGUGAGUGAAACACGCGAGUCUGUUGAUAUUCAUAUCAAAGAUGUAGUGAAGCUGCCCAUGGAUCCUGUAAAAUCUGUUGAGAAACCCAAAUCCCCAACUGAUGUAGCCAAGUCAGUUUCAAAGGGGUAUUCAGACGAUGAGAGUGAUGACGAAUUUGGAAUUGUUAAGCCACUAGAUAAGCCUCUUCCUUCAACCACUCCUCUGCUGCCACUUGCAGACAAGACCCUGCAGAAAACUGACGAUAUUGUUAAACCACUGACUGACUUGAAGGACGAUAAGCCACAAGCUAAAUUAGAUGAGAAACCCAAGUCCCCGAUUGAAGCAUCCAAGCAAACUCCUAAGGAAUAUUCUGAUGAUGAAAGUGAUGAAGAUAUUGGAUUUGAUAAGCCUACAGAAAAGCCCCUUUCCUCAGCCAUACCCCUGGUACCACUAGCAAUGACGACAAGCACAAAUACUUCUCAACCCAAAUCCCCAACUGAUGUAGCCAAGUCAGUUUCAAAGGGGUAUUCAGACGAUGAGAGUGAUGACGAAUUUGGAAUUGUUAAGCCACUAGAUAAGACUCUUCCUUCAACCACUCCUCUGCUGCCACUUGCAGACAAGACCCUGCAGAAAACUGACGAUAUUGUUAAACCACUGACUGACUUGAAGGACGAUAAGCCACAAGCUAAAUUAGAUGAGAAACCCAAGUCGCCCAUUGAAGCAUCCAAGCAAACUCUUAAGGAAUAUUCUGAUAAUGAAAGUGAUGAAGAGAUUUAUUUCGACAAGCCUCAAGACAAACUCCUUCCCUUCACCACACCUCUGGUACCUCUAGCUAUGACUACAACCAAAAUUACUUCCGUAAGCGAUACUCGCGAGUCCGUUGAUUUUCAGAUCAAGGAUGUAGUUAAGCUGCCCAUGGAACCUGUAAAAUCAGUUGAGAAACCCAAAUCCCCAACUGAUGUAGCGAAGACAGUUUCAAAGGGGUAUUCAGACGAUGAGAGUGAUGACGAAUUUGAAAUUGUUAAGCCACUAGCUAAACCUCUUCCUUCAACCACUCCUCUGCUGCUACUUGCAGACAAGACCCUGCAGAAAACUGACGAUAUUGUUAAACCACUGACUGACUUGAAGGACGAUAAGCCACAAGCUAAAUUAGAUAAGAAACCCAAGUCCCCGAUUGAAGCAUCCAAGCAAACUCCUAAGGAAUAUUCUGAUGAUAAAAGUGAUGAAGAUAUUGGAUUUGAUAAGCCUACAGAAAAGCCCCUUUCCUCAGCCAUACCCCUGGUACCACUAGCAAUGACGACAAGCACAAUUACUUCUGUGAGUGAAACACGCGAGUCUGUUGAUAUUCAUAUCAAAGAUGUAGUGAAGCUGCCCAUGGAUCCUGUAAAAUCUGUUGAGAAACCCAAAUCCCCAACUGAUGUAGCCAAGUCAGUUUCAAAGGGGUAUUCAGACGAUGAGAGUGAUGACGAAUUUGGAAUUGUUAAGCCACUAGAUAAGCCUCUUCCUUCAACCACUCCUGUGCUGCUACUUGCAGACAAGACCCUGCAGAAAACUGACGAUAUUGUUAAACCACUGACUGACUUGAAGGACGAUAAGCCACAAGCUAAAUUAGAUGAGAAACCCAAGUCCCCGAUUGAAGCAUCCAAGCAAACUCCUAAGGAAUAUUCUGAUGAUGAAAGUGAUGAAGAUAUUGGAUUUGAUAAGCCUACAGAAAAGCCCCUUUCCUCAGCCAUACCCCUGGUACCACUAGCAAUGACGACAAGCACAAUUACUUCUGUGAGUAAAACACGCGAGUCUGUUGAUAUUCAUAUCAAAGAUGUAGUGAAGCUGCCCAUGGAUCCUGUAAAAUCUGUUGAGCAACCCAAAUCCCCAACUGAUGUAGCCAAGUCAGUUUCAAAGGGGUAUUCAGACGAUGAGAGUGAUGACGAAUUUGGAAUUGUUAAGCCCCUAGAUAAGCCUCUUCCUUCAACCACUCCUCUGCUGCUACUUGCAGACAAGACCCUGCAGAAAACUGACGAUAUUGUUAAACCACUGACUGACUUGAAGGACGAUAAGCCACAAGCUAAAUUAGAUGAGAAACCCAAGUCCCCGAUUGAAGCAUCCAAGCAAACUCCUAAGGAAUAUUCUGAUGAUGAAAGUGAUGAAGAUAUUGGAUUUGAUAAGCCUGCAGAAAAGCCCCUUUCCUCACCCAUACCCUGGGUACCACUAGCAAUGACGACAAGCACAAUUACUUCUGUGAGUGAAACACGCGAGUCUGUUGAUAUUCAUAUCAAAGAUGUAGUGAAGCUGCCCAUGGAUCCUGUAAAAUCUGUUGAGAAACCCAAAUCCCCAACUGAUGUAGCCAAGUCAGUUUCAAAGGGGUAUUCAGACGAUGAGAGUGAUGACGAAUUUGGAAUUGUUAAGCCACUAGAUAAGCCUCUUCCUUCAACCACUCCUCCGCUGCCAUUUGCAGACAAGACCCUGCAGAAAACUGACGAUAUUGUUAAACCACUGACUGACUUGAAGGACGAUAAGCCACAAUCUAAAUUAGAUGAGAAACCCAAGUCCCCGAUUGAAGCAUCCAAGCAAACUCUUAAGGAAUAUUCUGAUGAUGAAAGUGAUGAAGAGAUUUGUUUGGACAAUCCUCAUGACGAACUCCUUCCCUUCACCACACCUCUGGUACCUCUAGCAAUGACGACAAGCAAAAUUACUUCCGUGAGUGAUACUCGCGAGUCCGUUGAUAUUCAGAUCAAAGAUGUAGUGAAGCUGCCCAUGGAUCCUGUAAAAUCAGUUGAGAAACCCAAAUCUCCAACUGUUGUAGCGAAGACAGUUUCAAAGGGAUAUUCAGACGAUGAGAGUGAUGACGAACUUGGAAUUGUUAAGCCACUAGAUAAGCCUCUUCCUUCAACCACUCCUCUGCUGCCACUUGCAGACAAGACCCUGCAGAAAACUGACGAUAUUGUUAAACCACUGACUGACUUGAAGGACGAUAAGCCACACGCUAAAUUAGAUGAAAAACCCAAGUCCCCCAUUGAUGCAUUCAAGCAAACUCUUAAGGAAUAUUCUGAUGAUGAAAGUGAUGAAGAUAUUGGAUUUGAUAAGCCUACAGAAAAGCCCCUUUCCUCAGCCAUACCCUUGGUACCACUAGCAAUGACGACAAGCACAAUUACUUCUGUGAGUGAAACACGCGAGUCUGUUGAUAUUCAUAUCAAAGAUGUAGUGAAGCUGCCCAUGGAUCCUGUAAAAUCUUUUGAGAAACCCAAAUCCCCAACUGAUGUAGCCAAGUCAGUUUCAAAGGGGUAUUCAGACGAUGAGAGUGAUGACGAAUUUGGAAUUGUUAAGCCACUAGAUAAACCUCUUCCUUCAACCACUCCUCUGCUGCCACUUGCAGACAAGACCCUGCAGAAAACUGACGAUAUUGUUAAACCACUGACUGACUUGAAGGACGAUAAGCCACAAUCUAAAUUAGAUGAGAAACCCAAGUCCCCGAUUGAAGCAUCCAAGCAAACUCUUAAGGAAUAUUCUGAUGAUGAAAGUGAUGAAGAUAUUGGAUUUGAUAAGCCUACAGAAAAGCCCCUUUCCUCAGCCAUACCCUUGGUACCACUAGCAAUGACGACAAGCACAAUUACUUCUGUGAGUGAAACACGCGAGUCUGUUGAUAUUCAUAUCAAAGAUGUAGUGAAGCUGCCCAUGGAUCCUGUAAAAUCUGUUGAGAAACCCAAAUCCCCAACUGAUGUAGCCAAGUCAGUUUCAAAGGGGUAUUCAGACGAUGAGAGUGUGGACGAAUUUGGAAUUGUUAAGCCCCUAGAUAAGCCUCUUCCUUCAACCACUCCUCUGCUGCCACUUGCAGACAAGACCCUGCAGAAAACUGACGAUAUUGUUAAACCACUGACUGACUUGAAGGACGAUAAGCCACAAUCUAAAUUAGAUGAGAAACCCAAGUCCCCGAUUGAAGCAUCCAAGCAAACUCUUAAGGAAUAUUCUGAUGAUGAAAGUGAUGAAGAGAUUUGUUUGGACAAUCCUCAUGACAAACUCCUUCCCUUCACCACACCUCUGGUACCUCUAGCAAUGACGACAAGCAAAAUUACUUCCGUGAGUGAUACUCGCGAGUCCGUUGAUAUUCAGAUCAAAGAUGUAGUGAAGCUGCCCAUGGAUCCUGUAAAAUCAGUUGAGAAACCCAAAUCCCCAACUGAUGUAGCCAAGUCAGUUUCAAAGGGGUAUUCAGACGAUGAGAGUGAUGACGAAUUAGGAAUUGUUAAGCCACUAGAUAAGCCUCUUCCUUCAACCACUCCUCUGCUGCCACCUGCAUACAAGACCCUGCAGAAAACUGACGAUAUUGUUAAACCACUGACUGACUUGAAGGACGAUAAGCCACAAUCUAAAUUAGAUGAGAAACCCAAGUCCCCGAUUGAAGCAUCCAAGCAAACUCUUAAGGAAUAUUCUGAUGAUGAAAGUGAUGAAGAUAUUGGAUUUGAUAAGCCUACAGAAAAGCCCCUUUCCUCAGCCAUACCCUUGGUACCACUAGCAAUGACGACAAGCACAAUUACUUCUGUGAGGGAAACACGCGAGUCUGUUGAUAUUCAUAUCAAAGAUGUAGUGAAGCUGCCCAUGGAUCCUGUAAAAUCUGUUGAGAAACCCAAAUCCCCAACUGAUGUAGCCAAGUCAGUUUCAAAGGGGUAUUCAGACGAUGAGAGUGAUGACGAAUUUGGAAUUGUUAAGCCACUAGAUAAGCCUCUUCCUUCAACCACUCCUCUGCUGCCACUUGCAGACAAGACCCUGCAGAAAACUGACGAUAUUGUUAAACCACUGACUGACUUGAAGGACGAUAAGCCACAAUCUAAAUUAGAUGAGAAACCCAAGUCCCCGAUUGAAGCAUCCAAGCAAACUCUUAAGGAAUAUUCUGAUGAUGAAAGUGAUGAAGAGAUUUGUUUGGACAAUCCUCAUGACAAACUCCUUCCCUUCACCACACCUCUGGUACCUCUAGCAAUGACGACAAGCAAAAUUACUUCCGUGAGUGAUACUCGCGAGUCCGUUGAUAUUCAGAUCAAAGAUGUAGUGAAGCUGCCCAUGGAUCCUGUAAAAUCAGUUGAGAAACCCAAAUCUCCAACUGUUGUAGCGAAGACAGUUUCAAAGGGAUAUUCAGACGAUGAGAGUGAUGACGAACUUGGAAUUGUUAAGCCACUAGAUAAGCCUCUUCCUUCAACCACUCCUCUGCUGCCGCUUGCAGACAAGACCCUGCAGAAAACUGACGAUAUUGUUAAACCACUGACUGACUUGAAGGACGAUAAGCCACAAUCUAAAUUAGAUGAGAAACCCAAGUCCCCGAUUGAAGCAUCCAAGCAAACUCUUAAGGAAUAUUCUGAUGAUGAAAGUGAUGAAGAUAUUGGAUUUGAUAAGCCUACAGAAAAGCCCCUUUCCUCAGCCAUACCCUUGGUACCACUAGCAAUGACGACAAGCACAAUUACUUCUGUGAGUGAAACACGCGAGUCUGUUGAUAUUCAUAUCAAAGAUGUAGUGAAGCUGCCCAUGGAUCCUGUAAAAUCUGUUGAGAAACCCAAAUCCCCAACUGAUGUAGCCAAGUCAGUUUCAAAGGGGUAUUCAGACGAUGAGAGUGAUGACGAAUUUGGAAUUGUUAAGCCACUAGAUAAGCCUCUUCCUUCAACCACUCCUCUGCUGCCACUUGCAGACAAGACCCUGCAGAAAACUGACGAUAUUGUUAAACCACUGACUGACUUGAAGGACGAUAAGCCACAAGCUAAAUUAGAUGAGAAACCCAAGUCCCCCAUUGAUGCAUUCAAGCAAACUCUUAAGGAAUAUUCUGAUGAUGAAAGUGAUGAAGAUAUUGGAUUUGAUAAGCCUACAGAAAAGCCCCUUUCCUCAGCCAUACCCUUGGUACCACUAGCAAUGACGACAAGCACAAUUACUUCUGUGAGUGAAACACGCGAGUCUGUUGAUAUUCAUAUCAAAGAUGUAGUGAAGCUGCCCAUGGAUCCUGUAAAAUCUGUUGAGAAACCCAAAUCCCCAACUGAUGUAGCCAAGUCAGUUUCAAAGGGGUAUUCAGACGAUGAGAGAGAUGACGAAUUUGGAAUUGUUAAGCCACUAGAUAAGCCUCUUCCUUCAACCACUCCUCUGCUGCCACUUGCAGACAAGACCCUGCAGAAAACUGACGAUAUUGUUAAACCACUGACUGACUUGAAGGACGAUAAGCCACAAUCUAAAUUAGAUGAGAAACCCAAGUCCCCGAUUGAAGCAUCCAAGCAAACUCUUAAGGAAUAUUCUGAUGAUGAAAGUGAUGAAGAUAUUGGAUUUGAUAAGCCUACAGAAAAGCCCCUUUCCUCAGCCAUACCCUUGGUUCCACUAGCACUGACGACAAGCACAAUUACUUCUGUGAGUGAAACACGCGAGUCUGUUGAUAUUCAUAUCAAAGAUGUAGUGAAGCUGCCCAUGGAUCCUGUAAAAUCUGUUGAGAAACCCAAAUCCCCAACUGAUGUAGCCAAGUCAGUUUCAAAGGGGUAUUCAGACGAUGAGAGUGAUGACGAAUUUGGAAUUGUUAAGCCACUAGAUAAGCCUCUUCCUUCAACCACUCCUCUGCUGCCACUUGCAGACAAGACCCUGCAGAAAACUGACGAUAUUGUUAAACCACUGACUGACUUGAAGGACGAUAAGCCACAAGCUAAAUUAGAUGAGAAACCCAAGUCCCCCAUUGAUGCAUUCAAGCAAACUCUUAAGGAAUAUUCUGAUGAUGAAAGUGAUGAAGAUAUUGGAUUUGAUAAGCCUACAGAAAAGCCCCUUUCCUCAGCCAUACCCUUGGUACCACUAGCAAUGACGACAAGCACAAUUACUUCUGUGAGUGAAACACGCGAGUCUGUUGAUAUUCAUAUCAAAGAUGUAGUGAAGCUGCCCAUGGAUCCUGUAAAAUCUGUUGAGAAACCCAAAUCCCCAACUGAUGUAGCCAAGUCAGUUUCAAAGGGGUAUUCAGACGAUGAGAGUGAUGACGAAUUUGGAAUUGUUAAGCCACUAGAUAAGCCUCUUCCUUCAACCACUCCUCUGCUGCCACUUGCAGACAAGACCCUGCAGAAAACUGACGAUAUUGUUAAACCACUGACUGACUUGAAGGACGAUAAGCCACAAUCUAAAUUAGAUGAGAAACCCAAGUCCCCGAUUGAAGCAUCCAAGCAAACUCUUAAGGAAUAUUCUGAUGAUGAAAGUGAUGAAGAUAUUGGAUUUGAUAAGCCUACAGAAAAGCCCCUUUCCUCAGCCAUACCCUUGGUUCCACUAGCAAUGACGACAAGCACAAUUACUUCUGUGAGUGAAACACGCGAGUCUGUUGAUAUUCAUAUCAAAGAUGUAGUGAAGCUGCCCAUGGAUCCUGUAAAAUCUGUUGAGAAACCCAAAUCCCCAACUGAUGUAGCCAAGUCAGUUUCAAAGGGGUAUUCAGACGAUGAGAGUGAUGACGAAUUUGGAAUUGUUAAGCCACUAGAUAAGCCUCUUCCUUCAACCACUCCUUUGCUGCCACUUGCAGACAAGACCCUGCAGAAAACUGACGAUAUUGUUAAACCACUGACUGACUUGAAGGACGAUAAGCCACAAGCUAAAUUAGAUGAGAAACCCAAGUCCCCGAUUGAAGCAUCCAAGCAAACUCUUAAGGAAUAUUCUGAUGAUGAAAGUGAUGAAGAUAUUGGAUUUGAUAAGCCUACAGAAAAGCCCCUUUCCUCAGCCAUACCCUUGGUUCCACUAGCAAUGACGACAAGCACAAUUACUUCUGUGAGUGAAACACGCGAGUCUGUUGAUAUUCAUAUCAAAGAUGUAGUGAAGCUGCCCAUGGAUCCUGUAAAAUCUGUUGAGAAACCCAAAUCCCCAACUGAUGUAGCCAAGUCAGUUUCAAAGGGGUAUUCAGACGAUGAGAGUGAUGACGGAAUUGGAAUUGUUAAGCCACUAGAUAAGCCUCUUCCUUCAACCACUCCUCUGCUGCUACUUGCAGACAAGACCCUGCAGAAAACUGACGAUAUUGUUAAAACACUGACUGACUUGAAGGACGAUAAGCCACAAGCUAAAUUAGAUGAGAAACCCAAGUCCCCGAUUGAAGCAUCCAAGCAAACUCUUAAGGAAUAUUCUGAUGAUGAAAGUGAUGAAGAGAUUUGUUUGGACAAUCCUCAUGACAAACUCCUUCCCUUCACCACACCUCUGGUACCUCUAGCAAUGACGACAAGCAAAAUUACUUCCGUGAGUGAUACUCGCGAGUCCGUUGAUAUUCAGAUCAAAGAUGUAGUGAAGCUGCCCAUGGAUCCUGUAAAAUCUGUUGAGAAACCCAAAUCCCCAACUGAUGUAGCCAAGUCAGUUUCAAAGGGGUAUUCAGACGAUGAGAGUGAUGACGAAUUUGGAAUUGUUAAGCCACUAGAUAAGCCUCUUCCUUCAACCACUCCUCUGCUGCCACUUGCAGACAAGACCCUGCAGAAAACUGACGAUAUUGUUAAACCACUGACUGACUUGAAGGACGAUAAGCCACAAGCUAAAUUAGAUGAGAAACCCAAGUCCCCGAUUGAAGCAUCCAAGCAAACUCUUAAGGAAUAUUCUGAUGAUGAAAGUGAUGAAGAUAUUGGAUUUGAUAAGCCUACAGAAAAGCCCCUUUCCUCAGCCAUACCCUUGGUUCCACUAGCAAUGACGACAAGCACAAUUACUUCUGUGAGUGAAACACGCGAGUCUGUUGAUAUUCAUAUCAAAGAUGUAGUGAAGCUGCCCAUGGAUCCUGUAAAAUCUGUUGCGAAACCCAAAUCCCCAACUGAUGUAGCCAAGUCAGUUUCAAAGGGGUAUUCAGACGAUGAGAGUGAUGACGGAAUUGGAAUUGUUAAGCCACUAGAUAAGCCUCUUCCUUCAACCACUCCUCUGCUGCUACUUGCAGACAAGACCCUGCAGAAAACUGACGAUAUUGUUAAACCACUGACUGACUUGAAGGACGAUAAGCCACAAGCUAAAUUAGAUGAGAAACCCAAGUCCCCGAUUGAAGCAUCCAAGCAAACUCUUAAGGAAUAUUCUGAUGAUGAAAGUGAUGAAGAGAUUUGUUUGGACAAUCCUCAUGACAAACUCCUUCCCUUCACCACACCUCUGGUACCUCUAGCAAUGACGACAAGCAAAAUUACUUCCGUGAGUGAUACUCGCGAGUCCGUUGAUAUUCAGAUCAAAGAUGUAGUGAAGCUGCCCAUGGAUCCUGUAAAAUCUGUUGAGAAACCCAAAUCUCCAACUGUUGUAGCGAAGACAGUUUCAAAGGGAUAUUCAGACGAUGAGAGUGAUGACGAACUUGGAAUUGUUAAGCCAUUAGAUAAGCCUCUUCCUUCAACCACUCCUCUGCUGCCACUUGCAGACAAGACCCUGCAGAAAACUGACGAUAUUGUUAAACCACUGACUGACUUGAAGGACGAUAAGCCACAAUCUAAAUUAGAUGAGAAACCCAAGUCCCCGAUUGAAGUAUCCAAGCAAACUCUUAAGGAAUAUUCUGAUGAUGAAAGUGAUGAAGAGAUUUGUUUGGACAAUCCUCAUGACAAACUCCUUCCCUUCACCACACCUCUGGUACCUCUAGCAAUGACGACAAGCAAAAUUACUUCCGUAAGUGAUACUCGCGAGUCCGUUGAUAUUCAGAUCAAAGAUGUAGUGAAGCUGCCCAUGGAUCCUGCAAAAUCAGUUGAGAAACCCAAAUCUCCAACUGUUGUAGCGAAGACAGUUUCAAAGGGAUAUUCAGACGAUGAGAGUGAUGACGAACUUGGAAUUGUUAAGCCAUUAGAUAAGCCUCUUCCUUCAACCACUCCUCUGCUGCCACUUGCAGACAAGACCCUGCAGAAAACUGACGAUAUUGUUAAACCACUGACUGACUUGAAGGACGAUAAGCCACAAGCUAAAUUAGAUGAGAAACCCAAGUCCCCCAUUGAUGCAUUCAAGCAAACUCUUAAGGAAUAUUCUGAUGAUGAAAGUGAUGAAGAUAUUGGAUUUGAUAAGCCUACAGAAAAGCCCCUUUCCUCAGCCAUACCCUUGGUACCACUAGCAAUGACGACAAGCACAAUUACUUCUGUGAGUGAAACACGCGAGUCUGUUGAUAUUCAUAUCAAAGAUGUAGUGAAGCUGCCCAUGGAUCCUGUAAAAUCUGUUGAGAAACCCAAAUCCCCAACUGAUGUAGCGCAGUCAGUUCCAAAGGGGUAUUCAGACGAUGAGAGUGAUGACGAAUUUGGAAUUGUUAAGCCACUAGAUAAGCCUCUUCCUUCAACCACUCCUCUGCUGCCACUUGCAGACAAGACCCUGCAGAAAACUGACGAUAUUGUUAAACCACUGACUGACUUGAAGGACGAUAAGCCACAAUCUAAAUUAGAUGAGAACCCCAAGUCCCCGAUUGAAGCAUCCAAGCAAACUCUUAAGGAAUAUUCUGAUGAUGAAAGUGAUGAAGAUAUUGGAUUUGAUAAGCCUACAGAAAAGCCCCUUUCCUCAGCCAUACCCUUGGUUCCACUAGCAAUGACGACAAGCACAAUUACUUCUGUGAGUGAAACACGCGAGUCUGUUGAUAUUCAUAUCAAAGAUGUAGUGAAGCUGCCCAUGGAUCCUGUAAAAUCUGUUGAGAAACCCAAAUCCCCAACUGAUGUAGCCAAGUCAGUUUCAAAGGGGUAUUCAGACGAUGAGAGUGAUGACGAAUUUGGAAUUGUUAAGCCACUAGAUAAGCCUCUUCCUUCAACCACUCCUCUGCUGCCACUUGCAGACAAGACCCUGCAGAAAACUGACGAUAUUGUUAAACCACUGACUGACUUGAAGGACGAUAAGCCACAAGCUAAAUUAGAUGAGAAACCCAAGUCCCCGAUUGAAGCAUCCAAGCAAACUCUUAAGGAAUAUUCUGAUGAUGAAAGUGAUGAAGAUAUUGGAUUUGAUAAGCCUACAGAAAAGCCCCUUUCCUCAGCCAUACCCUUGGUUCCACUAGCAAUGACGACAAGCACAAUUACUUCUGUGAGUGAAACACGCGAGUCUGUUGAUAUUCAUAUCAAAGAUGUAGUGAAGCUGCCCAUGGAUCCUGUAAAAUCUGUUGAGAAACCCAAAUCCCCAACUGAUGUAGCCAAGUCAGUUUCAAAGGGGUAUUCAGACGAUGAGAGUGAUGACGGAAUUGGAAUUGUUAAGCCACUAGAUAAGCCUCUUCCUUCAACCACUCCUCUGCUGCUACUUGCAGACAAGACCCUGCAGAAAACUGACGAUAUUGUUAAACCACUGACUGACUUGAAGGACGAUAAGCCACAAGCUAAAUUAGAUGAGAAACCCAAGUCCCCGAUUGAAGCAUCCAAGCAAACUCUUAAGGAAUAUUCUGAUGAUGAAAGUGAUGAAGAGAUUUGUUUGGACAAUCCCCAUGACAAACUCCUUCCCUACACCACACCUCUGGUACCUCUAGCAAUGACGACAAGCAAAAUUACUUCCGUGAGUGAUACUCGCGAGUCCGUUGAUAUUCAGAUCAAAGAUGUAGUGAAGCUGCCCAUGGAUCCUGUAAAAUCUGUUGAGAAACCCAAAUCUCCAACUGUUGUAGCGAAGACAGUUUCAAAGGGAUAUUCAGACGAUGAGAGUGAUGACGAACUUGGAAUUGUUAAGCCAUUAGAUAAGCCUCUUCCUUCAACCACUCCUCUGCUGCCACUUGCAGACAAGACCCUGCAGAAAACUGACGAUAUUGUUAAACCACUGACUGACUUGAAGGACGAUAAGCCACAAUCUAAAUUAGAUGAGAAACCCAAGUCCCCGAUUGAAGCAUCCAAGCAAACUCUUAAGGAAUAUUCUGAUGAUGAAAGUGAUGAAGAGAUUUGUUUGGACAAUCCUCAUGACAAACUCCUUCCCUUCACCACACCUCUGGUACCUCUAGCAAUGACGACAAGCAAAAUUACUUCCGUAAGUGAUACUCGCGAGUCCGUUGAUAUUCAGAUCAAAGAUGUAGUGAAGCUGCCCAUGGAUCCUGCAAAAUCAGUUGAGAAACCCAAAUCUCCAACUGUUGUAGCGAAGACAGUUUCAAAGGGAUAUUCAGACGAUGAGAGUGAUGACGAACUUGGAAUUGUUAAGCCAUUAGAUAAGCCUCUUCCUUCAACCACUCCUCUGCUGCCACUUGCAGACAAGACCCUGCAGAAAACUGACGAUAUUGUUAAACCACUGACUGACUUGAAGGACGAUAAGCCACAAGCUAAAUUAGAUGAGAAACCCAAGUCCCCCAUUGAUGCAUUCAAGCAAACUCUUAAGGAAUAUUCUGAUGAUGAAAGUGAUGAAGAUAUUGGAUUUGAUAAGCCUACAGAAAAGCCCCUUUCCUCAGCCAUACCCUUGGUACCACUAGCAAUGACGACAAGCACAAUUACUUCUGUGAGUGAAACACGCGAGUCUGUUGAUAUUCAUAUCAAAGAUGUAGUGAAGCUGCCCAUGGAUCCUGUAAAAUCUGUUGAGAAACCCAAAUCCCCAACUGAUGUAGCGCAGUCAGUUCCAAAGGGGUAUUCAGACGAUGAGAGUGAUGACGAAUUUGGAAUUGUUAAGCCACUAGAUAAGCCUCUUCCUUCAACCACUCCUCUGCUGCCACUUGCAGACAAGACCCUGCAGAAAAUUGACGAUAUUGUUAAACCACUGACUGACUUGAAGGACGAUAAGCCACAAUCUAAAUUAGAUGAGAAACCCAAGUCCCCGAUUGAAGCAUCCAAGCAAACUCUUAAGGAAUAUUCUGAUGAUGAAAGUGAUGAAGAGAUUUGUUUGGACAAUCCUCAUGAUAAACUCCUUCCCUUCACCACACCUCUGGUACCUCUAGUAAUGACGACAAGCAAAAUUACUUCCGUGAGUGAUACUCGCGAGUCCGUUGAUAUUCAGAUCAAAGAUGUAGUGAAGCUGCCCAUGGAUCCUGUAAAAUCAGUUGAGAAACCCAAAUCUCCAACUGUUGUAGCGAAGACAGUUUCAAAGGGAUAUUCAGGCGAUGAGAGUGAUGAUGAACUUGGAAUUGUUAAGCCAUUAGAUAAGCCCCUUCCUUCAACCACUCCUCUGCUGCCACUUGCAGACAAGACCCUGCAGAAAACUGACGAUACUGUUAUUGAUAAGCCUACAGAUAUUGGAUUUGAUAAGCCUACAGAAAAGCCCCUUUCGUCAGCCAUACCCCUGGUACCACUAGCAAUGACGACAAGCAAAAUUACUUCCGUGAGUGAUACUCGCGAGUCCGUUGAUAUUCAGAUCAAAGAUGUAGUGAAGCUGCCCAUGGAUCCUGUAAAAUCAGUUGAGAAACCCAAAUCUCCAACUGUUGUAGCGAAGACAGUUUCAAAGGGAUAUUCAGGCGAUGAGAGUGAUGACGAACUUGGAAUUGUUAAGCCAUUAGAUAAGCCCCUUCCUUCAACCACUCCUCUGCUGCCACUUGCAGACAAGACCCUGCAGAAAACUGACGAUACUGUUAUUGAUAAGCCUACAGAUAUUGGAUUUGAUAAGCCUACAGAAAAGCCCCUUUCCUCAGCCAUACCCCUGGUACCACUAGCAAUGACGACAAGCACAAUUACUUCUGUGAGUGAAACACGCGAGUCUGUUGAUAUUCAGAUCAAAGAUGUAGUUAAGCUGCCCAUGGAUCCUGUAAAAUCAGUUGAGAAACCCAAAUCCCCAACUGAUGUAGCGCAGUCAGUUCCAAAGGGGUAUUCAGACGAUGAGAGUGAUGACGAAUUUGGAAUUGUUAAGCCACUAGAUAAGCCUCUUCCUUCAACCACUCCUCUGCUGCCACUUGCAGACAAGACCCUGCAGAAAACUGACGAUAUUGUUAAGCCACUGACUGACUUGAAGGACGAUAAGCCACAAGCUAAAUUAGAUGAGAAACCCAAGUCCCCCAUUGAUGCAUCCAAGCAAACUCUUAAGGAAUAUUCUGAUGAUGAAAGUGAUGAAGAUAUUGGAUUUGAUAAGCCUACAGAAAAGCCCCUUUCCUCAGCCAUACCCCUGGUACCACUAGCAAUGACGACAAGCACAAUUACUUCUGUGAGUGAAACACGCCAGUCUGUUGAUAUUCAUAUCAAAGAUGUAGUGAAGCUGCCCAUGGAUCCUGUAAAAUCGGUUGAGAAACCCAAAUCCCCAACCGAUGUAGCCAAGUCAGUUUCGAAGGGGUAUUCAGACGAUGAGAGUGAUGACGAAUUUGGAAUUGUUAAGCCACUAGAUAAGCCUCUUCCUUCAACCACUCCUCUGCUGCCACUUGCAGACAAGACCCUGCAGAAAACUGACGAUAUUGUUAAACCACUGACUGACUUGAAGGACGAUAAGCCACAAGCUAAAUUAGAUGAGAAACCCAAGUCCCCCAUUGAUGCAUCCAAGCAAACUCUUAAGGAAUAUUCUGAUGAUGAAAGUGUUGAAGAUAUUGGAUUUGACAAGCCUAAAGAGAAGCCCCUUUCCUCAGGCAUACCCCUGGUACCUGUAGCAAUGACUACAAGCACAAUUACUUCUGUGAGUGAAGCACGCGAGUCUGUUGAUAUUCAGAUCAAUGAUGUAGUUAAGCUGCCCAUGGAUCCUGUAAAAUCAGAUGAGAAACCCAAAUCCCCAACUGAUGUAGCGAAGUCAGUUUCAAAGGGGUAUUCAGACGAUGAGAGUAAUGACGAAUUUGGAAUUGUUAAGCCACUAGAUAAGCCUAUUCCUUCAACCACUCCUCUGCUGCCACUUGCAGACAAGACCUUGCAGAAAAUUGACGAUAUUGUUAAACCACUGACUGACUUGAAGGACGAUAUGCCACAAGGUAAAUUAGAUGAGAAACCCAAGUCCCCUAUUAAGGCAUCUAAGAAAAGUCAUAAGGAAUAUUCUGAUGAUGAAAGCGAUAAAAUGAUUGGUUUUGAUAAGCCUCAAGAAAUUCCCUCCCAUCCCUCCACCACACCACUGGUACCUCUAGCAAUGACUAUAAACAAAACUACUUCUAUGAGUGAAACGCAUGAGUCAGUUGAUACACAGAUCAAAGAUAUAGUCAAGCUGCCGAUAUGUCAUACAAAAACGUUUGAGGAACCCAAAUCUCCAACAGAAGUAGGUUACAGUGAUAGCGAAGUUGGAAUUGUAAAGUCAAUACCCACAAAUUGUCUGAAGUCCAUAAUGCAAGCUCCGUCUGGUGAGCUUGCUAAAAAUUGUAAUGUUCCUACUGAUGACAAUGCUGAAAGGGACUUAGGUCUGGAUUUAGUUAUGGAUUCUCCUAAUCGAUUAAUCGGCCGUACUGGCAUCGACAGCUACUCAAUUUCUGAGAAGGUGAUUCCAGAAUCACUUUCUGAUUUUGAUGAUACAAGAUCGGUUCAGCAAAUUGUUGAAGAAACUUUACGGGCUGGUGAUGCAGAGGUACAAAAGAUUAUAAAUGAAACUCUUAAAAGCGUGCAGGCUCAUAGAGAAUUAGAUCAAAAGGAUUAUAUAUUUACUGAGUUAUGCGAAAGUGAACGAUCGGUUGAAGAGAUUGUGGAAGAUACUUUAAAAAGUGCAAAAGUUAAGGCAGGAGAAAAAAAUCAGGUAGUAAAUCUAGUAAGAGAUGAUGUAGCCUCGACGAAAAAAGAGAUAACUAAAGAAGUCCGACCUAUUGCUUAUUUCGUCAAGUUAGGUGAUGAAAAGAUAGAUGUUAUGCCUGCAAAAAAGAUAGAAAUGAAAACCCCAGUUAGCAAAUCCAAAACAGUAAGAAAUGUCAAUGCAAAAUCCAAAGUAAAUGUAAUUAAAAAGCCACAAAUUAAAAAGCAAGUAGAUAAUAAGGAAAGACCAGCGACUACUCAAAAGAAAUCACCAUUGACACAACCAAAAUUAACGAAUGCAUCUAGCAAACAAUCAGGAGUAAAAAAGCCAUUAACAAAUGAACCUCAGAAGGUUUCUAGAAAAACCGAGUCGAGGAGAUCAGUUACAAGUUCUAUUUCGACAACAACAAGCUCGGCGUCAGCUACAAGUCGAGUUAUAAGUGAAAUUCACUUCGAAAGAUCCGCAAGUCCAGCAUCAAGUUCAAUAUUUUAUGAAAGCCACACUCAAGGCGAAAACAGCCGCUCCACAACGCCAAGGCCUAGGGUAAAAACAGAUGUUACGAAAAUACCAUACAACACCUCGGUUCGCGCGUUAAGUCCAUCCCCCAAAACCACAAAAUCGACAAAAGCAACAUCCAUUAAACAAGAUGUCAGCAAGAAAGCUAGAGUGUUUAAUAAAAAGGUAAAAACAGAGACUACCCCAAAAUCUACAAAAGUUGUGGAAGACAACAAGCGAAUAAAAACGCCAACUCCAUCUGCCACACACCGAUAUAUGCAGCCAACUUUAGCUCACAGUAUGCGUUUCGGCCUAAAUGCCGAUAGUGAAAGUCGAAGUGUGACUCCGGCCCCAGCAAAAUCACCAGCCCCACCCAAAUCGCCAGCUCCAGCACAACCCAAUCGACAAAGUAUAUAUAAAACAAAGAAUACGAUAAGUGCCUUGACAAAAAACUCGUCAAUAGAUCAAAAGCAGCAAAAAAAAUUGAUUACAGAAAAGCCCUCAGUUUUGACCAAGAAAGGUUCCCAUACUGAAAGUAAGGAUUUAUUACAGAGUACAGAUCGCCUUUACAAAAGACAAAUAUCCAAAGAGAAUAAGCAAGCAAACGUGAUAGGCUCCAAGAGCCAAAUAACUAAAAGCAUGAAGACACAAUCAGCUACUGCAACUAAAUCAAUUGCCUACAAAACUUCCAUAGAAUCUGAUAACAAGCUACAGAAAAAAACUACAUCAACUAUGCAACAACGCGUCAAAGUUCCAAUUAGCUUGUCUUCCGUAACAACAAGAGCUUCAACUAAGCUAAGCAACAAAAGUGAUGAAACCGUUUUAAAACCUCAGAUAGACAAUAAGAAAAUCGUCAGGAGGACAGCAAGUAAAACGACUGAGGGAAGCAGUAAUAUAAGCAAAAAUGUGCGCAGCUCCAUAGAACCAAAACUCCAAAAGCAGAUGAAGGAUACAAUGAACGAAUCGAGCACUACGGCCAGCGGCAGCACCAGUGCCAGCGGCUCCUCGAGCAGCACCCGACGCAGUGUACGUUCCGUGAUGGUUAGCCGCAAGACUGACAAAGAGAAGACGAAUAUGAAGUUAUCAGAACAGAAGGGUGUGAUAUCGACAUCGACUGUGCGCGUUCAUAGGGAGCCGACAGCCACUACCAGCGCGGUUAGCACCGUGCUCGUUGAUGACGACUCCGAGGUGAUAACCAUACGUUCCAUUAAAUCAAGUGAUAGUACAAAAAGCUCUACCUCAUCAUCCUCUGGUAGCGGCAGCAACAGUCGCAAGGUGCUAACCAGCGAGGUUUUCACUAAGACUUUCGGCCCCGAUAAGCCCCUGGAAGUGAUCUACCGCCAACCCGAUUUUGAUGCAGAGCACCACACGGCAAUAGGAAUGCGUCCGCAAUCCAGAAAUGAACAACAGCGCUACGUUAACGAGUUCGAUGUCAGCUUUAUCGAUACCACCGAUUCCAGUCUCUCCGACUCUGUUGCACUGCCGAUGUUUACCGCUGGUGAUCCAGAACGCCUGCUGGCCGCCAGUCCUGGCUCCCCCAAACCAACCCGUAGUCCCUUAGCCUUAAUUGAGGAAACAUUGCGGCGUCACCACCAGCAUCAGCAUCAUCAGCAUAUUGCUGCAUCGGGCAGUGCAGUAGAACCUUCGCAACAAUUGCAAGUCGAGAGCGACAGCAUUGUGGCGGUGAGUGAGAGUCGCCUUAAAAAAGAGACGGAGAAAAGCUGCACAUCAAAAGAAGGAUUAACAAAAACAGCAAUUGCUCCAUCCAUUCUGCAUACAGAAAAAGUAGCCCAGGAAAUUGAUGAUGUUAAAGUUGGUGAAGGUGAUGAUGGCGAAGAUCUUGUGGCACGCAUCCGCGAGGAAGCCAAAAUUCUAGUCGAUCACGUGCUCGAAGAGAGCGUUGAUUUCAUUGAAUGCCAGGGGGAACAGCCCAAUGGUCACGACUUUAUAAAGCACGAAUACAAUUCAGAGAGUGAAAACUAUGCUAUAACAUGCGACGAUAUUGGCGGCGUUGAUGUCAUCAAAUCGCCAACCAUUGAGUCCAUGUCCGGCAAGUCAUUCGAUGAUAACAUGAGUUUUACCGACGAGCACAUUAACUUACCCUUGCAUGCCCAAAACAUAACAACAACAACAACAGCAACAACAACAAUUACAUCGCAGUUGCAACAACAUCAGCAGCAGCAGCAGCAGCCCCAAGCUAAUGUUGCUGCCACAAGCCCAUCAACAGCAAAAGUGCCUAGUGAAGGGGAAGAAAAGAUGGAGGUGCGUACCAGACGUAUCGAGCAUAAGAUUGAAAAGUUAUCCGCUGAUGUAGAUGUCAGCGAUGUCAGCGACCGAUUUAAUGAGACAUUCGAGACAGUUGUGCAAGAGGACGAGAUAAGUGCUCUGCAGGGUGAAUAUUCCAAGCUCAGUUGGGAUGACAGUGUAUCACCCACGACUAACACAAUGGCCGACAUGGCACAGACCCAACUGACGCCCGAUAAUGAUAUUCAAGAAUUGACAACAGAAACAGGCGGCGAUUUACCAAUUUCAACCGAUACUACCCCUAUACCACCGUCGGCUGUUGUAGAAAAAACAACAACAACAACGACAACGACAACAUCAGCUGAAAAGGUGGUCGAAUCCAAUACAUUGGCGACCUCCAGCCACGACACACCCACACCGAAACCUCGCGUACUCAAAACAAGCCCGCCCGACUCCAUCUCCGAAGGCACAGAUAGCACUACCAUUCCACAUCAAGUGCAACAAUCCGACUUACCGAUCGACAUAUCUGCACCAGUUCCAAAACCACGAGCGCCCAUUAAGCACACAGAUCAGUUUGAGAACCUGGCUGCCUUGGGCGAGCAAUCCGACAGCAUUAGCCUGCGUAGUUUUGAUUUUACAGAGGAUAUUUCCAAAACGGACGAACCCUCUACAGAGCUGUCCAUACGUUCUCAGCAACGGGAUGUAGUCACCACGACAACCACUACAACUGCUUCUGAGGAUCAUACCGAAAGCUUCGAGCCAACGAGUGAGAUUUCAGUGGAUGAAGCAGAUACUGAAAAAUCGGAGGGUGUCGAGAAGACAACUAGCUUUUAUAUUGGCGAGUCAAGUCGAAAUGUGAUCAUCAAAACUUCUACGAAAUCUCCAAGCAUGACGCCACAGGAUGAAGAUCCUAAAACCGAAAUGAAUAUUGAGGCCAAAGAUAUAUCCCUGAUGAAGGAGGUGUCUGUCGAUUCGGAUGAAGCCAACGAUGCUUUCAAAGAAUAUGUAACUAUGAAGCCCGAUGAUCCCCUCACUUUAGAUAGUAAAAUAGUCAGACAAAGUUCAGAAACUCGAAAUGAUCUCUUAGAAUUUGAAAAUGCUGACAAAGAUAAAUCCACCGAUGCAAAACUUUCUAAAGUCACCACCGAGGAGAGCCUAACCACGUCGACGGGCUCUAGUGGUCGUGCUGUUAUCGAGGUGGCACCUUCAAGUAGUGAAGAUCCAGACGAGUCCAGCAAGGAAAUUCCAGAAAUAGUCAACACAAUUGCUGAAAAGCCAGACAAGUUCGAGCUUCCACUUGAGAAAAGUGAGUGGGAAACAUCAGAAAAGGAAAUUCCUACUGCAAGUAAGCCAAAGGUAGUGCACUCGCCACAGCAACCACAAACAACUUCUGAGAAACAAGUCAUUGACGAGAUGUCCAUUGCAGAUAUUCAGGAAUCUGUCGAGAAAGUAAAAAAAGAUUUUGAACUUAACAAAAUGCCUCAAACUUUUAGCACUGACGCUGAGAAUGAGGACCUAUCAUCCUUUAUAGGUAUACCCGAACUUCAAGCCUCCACAAUAGACGGUACCCAGCCACCAGAGGGUCUUUUCGAUACAACCAUCAAGGAGACAUUAAACAAACAAGCUGCUGUAGCUCAUUAUGCCAAAGAUGUGUUUGGCCAAGUAGAGCGGCGUGAUGAUCAUGGAUCUCUCGGGUUUGUCUCAACAGGCACGGCUGAAGAUUUUAGUUCAAUGGAGGAACGUUUGACGAAGGAAGAGCAAGGCUCACUUGGCUUUAUAUCUACGGAAACGGCUGAAGACUUUAGUUCAAUGGAGGACUAUUAUACGGAGAGGCUAGCAACAGCCUCUGUAGUCGUAGAAGAGAGCAUUGCAGAUAAAUCCAUGAGCAGUACUUUUGAAGAAGUGAUUUCAGAUCAAAGUAUUAAACCUGUGGACUUAGUGGUUCAUCGCAUAAAAAGUGAUAGUUCGCCAGACUCCGCCAAUCGCUGGUCCAUUCCUGAUGUUGAUAAUUCCAGCUCCAGUGAUAGUUAUCACAAGAGCUUCGAGAAAACACACAGUCGUCCACUUUCGUCUGAUGUAGAAAACUUGCUUACUGGCACUGGAACCUCAAGCGAAUACCAAACCGCUCGCGACAUCACACCUUCCACCUGUCGCGAUGGUACCGAAUACGUGAGUGCAGUCAGUACCCUGGGUAGCAGCAGUGGAAAGUCUAUUAGCUCGCAUGAGAGCAUGCGCAGCCUGGACUCGCAGUCGGAAACAUCGGCCAAUCUGAUGAGCAUUGAUGUCUCUGAGUUGUCCGAGACUUUGGUAGCAUCAUCAACAGAAGCUGAUGCCUUAGAGGCUGAAGAAAUGGCUCGCCUGCACGAGUUGCGCGCAGACGACGACGAUAGCGAUGAAAGCCUAGAUAUGAUAGCUUCUUCCCAUCACAGUGCCGACCAGCAAAGCUCGAUGAAGCGCUCUCAGGAAAUGAUAUUUAAGCCUAAAUCCGAGCCUGAAGUUAUACCUCAGCAACAAUCGGCUGAGACAAUGCAGAUUGAAGAGUAUCCUAAGCCAAAAGAAGUCGAGCGUACUUGGGGCUUAGCAUAUCCGAUUGAUGAGAAAGAGGGAAAGAUCGAUAGUUCUCGGGAAAGCGAUAAAGGUGAAGAUAUCUUGCUUUAUCACGGCGACCCCAGACGCUCGAUUGACGAAUCGAAGCUGGCAUCAAGUUUAGACGAAGGAAGCAUACUUUCCGUCAGCAUGUCUAGCACAUCGAAUAUUGACACCGUUGUCGAAAACUUUGAUGAUUUAAUUGGCUCUGCCGGCUCAUCAUCUUUGACGGGAAUUGAAGGUUUUCAGUAUGGCCACGAUGAUCCAGUACCUUCCACAUCAAUACCCGAAGAUACAUUUGUAUUGGAGAUGGAAAGUAAGGAAAAUUCACCACAAGACUCAAAUGCCAGUACGCCGCCUGGCAGUGAGUCAAAGAGACGUGGUCACAAGCGCAAUGAGAGUACGACAAUAUCUGGAGAUGCCCUGAAAAAUUUGGACAAGGAUUCGGCUUUACCAGGCGAAGGCAAGGAAUCCGAAAGCGAGUCAGACACAGAUCCCUAUGAGUCCGAAUAUGCUCGUCAGUUUCGCUCCCCGAAAGAACGAAAACACAAAAAAAAGAAACAAGCGGCUGCAGAAAUGGAUCACAGCUCCGAGCUUGAGAAACGUCCAUUUACACCUUCUCAGCUGGUAGCCGAAGUUAUUGUUGAGGACGCAACAGAAGAGUUGGAGGCGGAAGCAGCUAUGAUUGAAGAGCGACGACCAUCACAAAACAUGCAAAACUAUUCAAAUAUACCUGACAUUAUGGUAACUGAGGAUGUGAAGUCGCCCAUUCUAGAAGAUGCUGAUGAGUACCCCGAGAAGACUUUGUACAAGGUUCGCACUGAAGAGGAGCUUGACAAGGCUACUGAUGUUGGCACCUAUCAAAAAGCCAAGGCCGAAGAGAAAGAGCUGGACUUCCAAAGGCGUGUACAGGAGCAAUAUAAACAGAAACUCGAAGAACUUAAACGCGCCGAAGUGGGUGCAGAUUACGACGAUCAAAGGGCAGCAGAUUCACCGGACUCAUUCGAAAUGGUGGAACAGCCUGAUAUAUCCGACGAGUUCGUCAUUAUUGAAGAAGUAGCCAAAGAGGCCAAUGAGGCUGACCUGGGAGGCAAGAGCAUAAAGAUUAAGCCAACCAAAUAUGAGCAAAAGCAUGAUGAGGAUGUCGAAAAAAUAAUUAUCAAAUCGGCACCUGCCGACCCCAAACUCGGCUCCCAGUUGUACAAGGACGACCUUAAUUUUGAGUUUGAGGAAAGCCCACCAACGGGAGCCAGCAGCAGCAGCGAGCAGCAGGAGGAAAGCGAUUCAAGCGAUACAGCAGCAGCUAAUAAGCGUUGGGUCGAGAUGCAGCUAACUGAUACCCAGCUGCGCUAUCCUUACGAUCUGACGGGCGCAGUGCUCGAAGACAUCAAGGAGGAGGAUGGAGAAUUUGAAGUGGGCAGCAGUCGCAUCAGUAGUUUCAAGGACUCGUUCUCAAGCACACCCGAAUACGAUCUGGCGGCACGCCGCUAUCAUUCGCGCGGGGAACACGACGAUGUAUCCAUGAGCAGCCUGCAAGAGUUCGAGUCACUGGAGCAAGCUAUUUCACUAGAGAACCGAAAUCGCGCUCACCAGGGCUCCACAGACUCCAGCAACGGCAGCUUCACACGCCGCUAUAUGGUGAGGCAUAGUGGAAGCGGCACAGCGCCUGGCGAUGAUGUCUCCAUAUCCAGCUUAAAGGAUUUUGAGGGACUGGAGAAUGCAUGCAUCGAAGCUCAUCUAAUUGAGAUUAAGGCCAAAGAGGAGGCUGCUCUGCUCUCGCGUUCCGACGAGUCCAACAAAUCAAAUGGUAGCGACCAUGGCGCCGCGGGUAAUGUGGUAGUCACCAAGGUUACUCGCACUGUGACCCGCACCGAAGUGUUGCCAGCAGGGCAAGCUGACAACCUUGAACAUUUGCUCAAGCAACAAUUGGAAAGGGAUGAAUUUGAUUCGAAAGCAGUUAGUACAGUGAAAAUAACCGAAAUACCAACCACAGAACUGGAUCCAAAGUCAAAGAUUGACAGUCAGGAUUCCGAAAAGGACAGCAUCGACAGCAUGGAGAUAAGGAGCCAUGACAUGAUGACUAGCAGCAUAGAAAGCUUCGAUAUAUCGAAAGACGCCACCACACGCUCAGACAUCGACUCGUUGGAAAUUGACAAACGGCAUUCGCGACAGGAGAGCAUCGAAUCUUUCGGGGAUGAGCAGCUGGAUCUUAUGUCAAAACUAGUCAGCGGAGGCGGAGUAACAUUAGGUGAUGGAUUGACCACCACAACGACGACCACAACCACCAGCACCGAUGCCGAUGGCCAAGAGCACACAGUUACACGGGUGAUAACAACCACAACUGUCUCUGGUGGCAGUGGUAUUCUGGAAUUGCCCCUGGAUGAGAGCGGUAUGUCAAAGGACAUAUCCGUUGAUUCUCUGAACCUGUGCAUUGAGCAAACAACCAGCUCGGCAGGCACAACAGCCACGUAUCAGACCAGCGCCGGAAAUUCCCAGAUGUCGGGCAGUGUUACUAGCUGUGCAUCAAGUACGUUAAUGGAAGACUCGUUUCCUGGUGUGGGUGGCAUGUCGUCCUCUCAAAUGUCGGCUAGUUUCUGGUCGCACGACGAGUCCACGGUGGUUGAGGAUGAGGAUCUAAGGACACAACAGCAACAACAACAGCAUCAACACCAGUAAAGAUGAGAAGCAAAGAAUAAAUUAAUAAAGGGCUUAAACAAUGACUAAGAAUAUUUGGCUAGACAAGAUGUUCAACUAAGGAUGCGAUUAAAAACGCAUCCUCUAUCGGAUUACUGACUAUGAAACACUCUGAAUGGGACUCCAGAUCACCAACUUUAGACGUCACGGACCUUGAUUAUCUCAAACUUGAAUAAGAAACUAGCAAAUUCGUCAUUUUUUCAUCAGUAUAAACAUUUUAAAUGAAUUUGAAAUGCAACACAUGAGUUUUAAAUACUUAUAAAUAUUAUAAAAAUUGCAAAAUUGAAUAUGGCAAGCAUUACUUGUUUCGCAUUUUCUGUAAUUGGCUUUAAUGUUUUAACAUUUAAAAUAAAAAUCAAAUCUUAUAAGGAACAACAAUUCUUGAGCUAACGCAUUGUAACGAAAUGCAGAAUACACAUUCGCUUUUAAUUUGAUGUAGUUAUACUUAUAUGUAUCUAUUAAAUGAAUCGCUUAUUAUUGUAGUUUAAUUUAAGCAAAAUAUACAAGUGCAUAUGUAAAGAGCAAGUAGGAAAGGAAAGGCCUGGGAAGUGAAAUGCUUUUAAAGUCUCAUUUUUUACAAGAACCAAGCAAAUUUUUACGCUUGCAUAUUUUAAUGAAAAAUAUACAUACAAUAUUAUACAAUAACAAACCGAAAUGCAUAGAUAAAAUUUAAUAACACCUAUAUACAAAAACACAACCAAUAAUAAUAAUUCACAUAAAGCCGCAACAUACAAAAGAUUCAUAUACUUAAUGCUAAUUUUCGUAAUGCACACCUUGCAGUGUAUUCAUAAUAUUCUUACAUAUUACAAGAUUUAAACGUCUUAGCAUCACCAGUGUAAUGGGUUAUAAAUAAAAUAUUUGUGUUAAAAACAUACAGCAAAUAAAAAACAACAAAAAACAUUAUUUGUAUUGUAAACCACACGCGUAUGAAUAAC
Molecule: messenger RNA, 39795 nt
Organism: Drosophila novamexicana
Lineage: Eukaryota; Metazoa; Arthropoda; Insecta; Diptera; Drosophilidae
Product: titin
Exons: 23
Coding region: 470-38842 (12790 amino acids)
Biological process (GO): signal transduction
Molecular function (GO): protein binding
Source: RefSeq, a predicted model, not a curated record